UGUGUGGGUGCUUUGUACCCUAUUUUUCGUAUAUUGAGCGCCCAACGCUUUUAUCACAAUAGUACUAGUAUUUUUUGUUUAUAAUUAUUUUACGCUUAUUUUAAAAAUUAUUUUUAAUUUUUUAGUUCGAUGUGCUUUAAAAGCGUGUUUUUUUAGUUUUUUUUAACUAUAUUUAUUCUAACACCUAUUGGAUAUUGAUAUAAAUGCAAUCUCAUUUAAUUUGGCAACACUAGCGGUCUGGUUACUAGCUAGGUUCUCGGUCAUCUUGACCGCCUCUAUGUAAGUCAAUUCAAGUUAAUAUUCAGCCGCGCAGUACGUAUUUUUUUUUGUACAUAUUGUCUUUUUCUCUCGUACGCAUAGUGCCGUCGCCAUUUUAUGGUCUUAUUUGCUUUUUAGAAAAUAUUUGACGUGUGUGUAAUUCUGUUGUUCUACGUUUCUUACACACUUUUCUCCAUUACAUUUUGGUUCUCAUCGUCGUCAUCAGCUACGCCAUUAAAUUUUGCACGACCAUUAAUCCAACGUCUUGCCCAUCCAUCUAUUCUUCGAUUCUAUCGGCUCCAACUAAGCUACGCACAAGUUCAAAUUGAUGAAACAUAUGACAAUAUCUAACUUAAUUGGUAAAUAAACAAACGAUAGGUUAUACACCACCAAUAUUUUAGUCAAAUUUUACUACCAUCCGUUUGAUAAGUCUUCACACUAUUAUUUGUGUUCCAAUCAUUGGUUCGAUAAUUUGUGUACUUUUGCCAUUUACGUUUAUUAAUAUUCGCCGCAUAAUUACAUUCACUAAUUCAUCGCGUUUUCAAUAAUCUUAUUUCCAUACAAAGUCAAAUAACUUUUUUAUAUGACGACUAUCUGCUCUCUUUUCAUUAUAUGCAUAUCACCAGCAUACAGUUUAUAGUUGGGCUUAAAAAAUGUCGUCUAGUAUCCUGAAUGAUGGUUUUAUUUCAUUGAAUAUUGACGUUAAUACAAAAAUAUCUAAAAACCACGAUAACCAAUUAUUAGAUGACAGUUCUCAACAAAUUUUAAAACAAAUAAAAGAAAACUAUGAAAGUGUAUUUUCUUGGGGUAUAAAAGAGAAAUGUGGCAGUAACCAAAAUUUGUUGACAAAUAUCAUUGAUAAAAUAACAGAAAAACAUGAGAUGUUAUUAAAUGGAAAAGAAAAUUUUUUUCUUAAAAGAUUUCAUUAUUGUCUCAUUAUUUGUUAUGAACUAUUUCUCGAAGGAAGAAAAGAAGAAUCAUUAAUAAAAAUUAAUGAACUGAUACAAUAUAUGGAAAAAGAGGAAAUUUAUUAUCAAUUUGAAAAUUAUAUUGAUGCCUUUAAGCAUGUUGCUUAUUCUACUCAUAGUUAUAUAUUGACAACUUUGAACAUGAGUUCAAAUAAGAAUCUAGAUGCUAUUAAACAAAAAUCAGCAAUGAAUAAACUGGAGCAAUCAACUCUAUGCGCUAUUAAGUCUAUAGUUUUUGUAGAAUAUCCACCAAAAGGUAAUGAUAUUUCAUUGGAUUUUGCAUUAGAAGCUAAAACACUUAAUUCUGAAGAACCCGAAUGGCUAAAUAUAUGGCUUAAAGCUAAAGGAAGAGUAAGGAGGUUCUAUUCACUAUUUGAAAUGCCUGAUAAAGAUGAAUUUUUGGCAGCAAAUAUUUUAAGCAGCCAAAAAAAUCCAAGAUGUUUAAUUCAAGCUACUAAUGUUUAUAUGGAAGCUGCAAAAUAUCAAAAGCGUCAGAGAAACCGUGUAGAAACCAAAAAAUUAUAUACUAUUUCAUCAGAACUUAUAUUCAAAGCUAUUGAUUUAGUUGGAGAAAAUCUAAAUGAUAUGCAUAUUUGUCUUUUAAUCUGCAUAGAUCUCCCUAAAGAAUACCAUGUACAGGAUAAAAUGAAUGAAAUUAUAAAUAAACUCACCAAAUUUAAUAAUGUAGACAUUGAUUCUGCCUUAGGAAAAUAUUAUUUCAAACAUGAAAAAGAUUAUAUCAAAGCAAAAAUACAUUUAUCGAGAGGUAUGUCUGGUGGAAAUUUUGGAUGUGCAAUGCUUUUGUUAAAAGUGGAUUGUAUUCUACAACCUAUAGAUAAAUUUCCAUUUGUAAAAACUUUAAAUAUGAUGUGUGAUAUUUUCACCAGUCCUAAAUGGCAUCUGAGUCUUAUAUCGCAAAUAUUGCUAUAUGAAUAUUAUUAUGGCAAUGAUCCUAGAACAUUUAUUUAUUAUUUAAGAAUGUAUUUAGAUGAAGAAAUAGAUGAUUCUUUAAAAAAACGACAGUUAAUUCAUACAUACCCAACAUUUAAUGUAAAUACUCUGUUUUUGAAACAAAAUCAGUUUUUAAAUAAUUUAGUUUUAAAAGUUGAAAAUUUAAAAACUUUAAAAUUGUGGAGUGAUGAAGAGAGAUUAAAUAAUAUUGAAACUUUUAAAAUGUUUGAAAAAAUGUUAAAAUUUAAUAUCCUUGACAGCAUUGAUAUAAAUGCAUGCAGUAAAACUAAUGAUAAUUCCAUUCUGAUAAAAUCGGUGAAACCAAAUAAGGGAAGAAUAGGUUCUGGUCGUUUUAUUGGGUCGUUAGACAAAUUUGAAAAUACAAAUCGCCUUGAUAAUUGUAAUAAAACUCGAUGUGAAAGAAAAACCAAAAGACAAAUUUGGCAAUCAGAAAUUAAUAAGAUUGAUAAAAAUAAAAUUAAUUCAAGUUCCAAUAAUAACAUAGAUUCAAUAAAUGAGAAUAAUAAAUCAGGUCCAAGUUAUUGUAAUAAUUUAUUUGACCAUAGCCGCAAAUCUGAAAAAAAAAAUAAUUGGCGUAACAAAGCUCACAAUCAAAAUGUUAAUAAUAAAUAAUCAAUUAUCUUCAUAAAAUCAACUUUUUAAUAAAAUGUUUGCUUCCAUGUAAAAUUUUAG
Daktulosphaira vitifoliae (grape phylloxera) is the source of this 2870-nucleotide messenger RNA. RefSeq lists its product as uncharacterized. The record is from RefSeq and is a predicted model, not a curated record. NCBI's taxonomy places the organism in Eukaryota, Metazoa, Arthropoda, Insecta, Hemiptera, Phylloxeridae. The transcript is spliced from 9 exons. The coding region runs from base 912 to 2810 and encodes 632 amino acids.